UCUACCAUCCUACGUUACGCCGACGAGCCACCCGACCGGCAUUGGUCUUCUGGGCCCCUAUGACACGUGUGUAAAAUAAACGACAUUCGUAAAUAUAUAGCCAUAUAUCAUAUUGUGCCAGAAAAUGCCCAAAAAAGCCAAAGAGGAAGCAGAAUGGGUGGACGACGAAGUCGCCCCGUCGGCAGCUGAGAAAACUGUCAAAAAAGGCAAGAAGGACAGAAAGGGGAAAAAAAGUUUCUUUGAAGAACUUGCCACUGAAGUCAAACCCGAAAAGGUGGAGAUAUCAGCUCCGAAAGAUACACAAGGAAAGCAGCCUCAUAAAAAGAAAAAGGACAGGCGUAAAGGAAAGGGGCCGGAGUCAGACGAGGAUGAGAAUGUCUUGCAUAAAUUAAAAAAACUGUCUGUCCAAGCAAGUGAUGAAGAAGAUGAGGAUGUGGAAGAGCCUGUUGUUCUCAACAGAGGAACCAAGAAAACCAAGGGUGGAAACAUCUUUGCUGCUCUCAGUCACUGUCAAAGUGAUGAAGACGAAGACCUUCAGGAAGAUGUCAAACCAACAAAAAAGGAGAUCGAAAAGGGCAGGAAAAAAGAUAAACCUAAGCCUGAAUUGGAGAAGGUGGCAUCUGAUGAGAAGAAUGAGGUAGAGAAGGAUGAUUUGUCUGAAAAAGCAUUGAAGAAAAACAAGAAAACUGAGGCCAAACCUGGCAAGAAAAUAAAAGUUCCUGAAGUGUCUCACAGCAACGAGGAGGAUGAAGAUGAUGAAGGCAGUGAUGGAGGUGACAUGAUGAUGAGUGCUGAGGAUGUCAUCGCAGAGCAGGCUAAACAGGCAGAGGACGACCCCUUCGCUAAUCUCAGCAAGAAGGAGAAGAAGAAGAAAAAGAAACAGAUGGAGUAUGAGCGUCAGGUAGCCAAUGUCCGUGCUCAGAAUGCACUGGAGGGAGAUUUCUCCAUUUCCCAGGCAGAGAUGUCAUCCAGACAGGCCAUGCUGGAAAAUGCUUCUGAUAUUAAGCUUGAGAGAUUCAGCAUAUCUGCUCAUGGCAAAGAGCUUUUUGUGAAUGCUGACCUUCUCAUCGUGGCAGGAAGGAGAUAUGGUUUAGUUGGACCAAAUGGAAAAGGAAAGACCACAUUGCUGAAACACAUUGCUAACAGAGCCCUCAGUAUUCCCCCUAACAUCGAUGUGCUACUCUGUGAACAGGAGGUGGUGGCUGAUGAUACACCAGCUGUACAGGCAGUUCUGAAGGCUGACACCCGUCGCUUGAAGCUCCUUGAGGAGGAGAAGCAGCUCCAGGCUCGUCUGGAGAAAGGAGAAGACAGUGUUAGUGAGAGACUGGAGAAGGUUUACGAAGAGCUGAGUGCAAUUGGAGCUGCUGCUGCUGAGGCCAAGGCCCGAAGAAUUCUAGCAGGUCUGUCGUUCACUCCUGAGAUGCAGAACCGGCCCACAAAGAGGUUCUCUGGAGGAUGGAGAAUGAGAGUCUCCCUGGCCCGAGCUCUUUUCAUGGAGCCAACUCUGUUGAUGCUGGAUGAACCCACCAACCACCUUGACCUUAACGCUGUCAUCUGGCUCAACAACUACCUGCAAGGCUGGAAGAAGACCCUCCUUAUUGUUUCUCAUGACCAAAGUUUUCUGGACGAUGUUUGUACAGACAUCAUCCACCUGGACAACCAGAAACUAUACUACUACAGAGGAAACUAUUUGACCUUUAAGAAGAUGUAUGUGCAAAAACAAAAGGAACUCCAGAAACAGUACGACAAGCAGGAAAAAAAACUCAAGGAGCUGAAGGGUGGGGGCAAGUCCACAAAGCAGGCUGAAAAGCUGACAAAAGAGGCUCUGACAAGGAAGCAGCAGAAGGGAAAGAAGAAGACUGGUCAAGAGGAGGAGAGUCAGGAGGCCCCAGAGCUGUUGAAGAGGCCGAAAGAGUACACAGUCAAGUUCACUUUCCCCAACCCCCCACCUCUGUCUCCCCCAAUCCUGGGACUACACUGUGUGGACUUUGGCUACAGUAAAGACAAAGUUCUCUUCAAGAAUGUGGACUUUGGCAUUGAUAUGGACUCGAGGAUUUGUAUCGUUGGUCCUAAUGGUGUCGGAAAGAGUACUCUGUUGCUGCUACUCAAUGGAAAAAUCAACCCUACCAAGGGAGAGAUGAGGAAAAACCACCGUUUGAAAGUGGGCUUCUUUAACCAGCAGUAUGCUGACCAGUUGAACAUGGAUGAGACUGCCACAGAGUACCUGAUGAGGAACUUCAACCUGCCCUACCAGGAUGCAAGGAAAUGUUUGGGGAGGUUUGGUCUGGAGAGCCACGCACACACCAUUCAAAUCUGCAAGCUGUCUGGUGGUCAGAAGGCCCGAGUGGUGUUUGCUGAGCUGGCCUGUCGGCAGCCAGAUGUGCUGAUUCUGGAUGAACCUACCAACAACCUGGACAUUGAGUCUAUUGAUGCUUUAUCAGAGGCCAUCAAUGAGUACAAAGGAGCUGUGAUCAUUGUGAGUCAUGACGCUCGACUCAUCACCGAGACACAGUGUCAGCUGUGGGUGGUGGAGGAUUUCACCAUCAACCACAUCGAUGGAGACUUUGAUGACUACAAACGGGAGGUGCUGGAGUCGCUAGGGGAAACCAUGAUCAACAAGGUCAACCCAUGAUUGCUGCGGGACCAUCCACCGGAACUCCAGUUUUCAUAUUCAUCUUGGUUCACUUUGUUUGACUUUUUAUUUUUAAAUCAAAACCUUGAUCACGUCAAAUGAAGAGAUUUAGCUGUCAUAUUAAUACAUUCACAA
This is a messenger RNA of Synchiropus splendidus (mandarinfish), 2767 nucleotides long. It is a transcript of the gene abcf1, whose product is annotated as ATP-binding cassette, sub-family F (GCN20), member 1. The record is from RefSeq and is a predicted model, not a curated record. The transcript has 26 exons. Lineage: Eukaryota; Metazoa; Chordata; Actinopteri; Syngnathiformes; Callionymidae. The coding region runs from base 125 to 2632 and encodes 835 amino acids. Gene Ontology annotation, molecular function: ATP hydrolysis activity; ATP binding.